Molecule: messenger RNA, 2481 nt
Organism: Chelonia mydas (Green sea turtle)
Lineage: Eukaryota; Metazoa; Chordata; Testudines; Cheloniidae
Product: ficolin-2
Exons: 10
Coding region: 82-1086 (334 amino acids)
Source: RefSeq, a predicted model, not a curated record
UUGUGUUGCUCUGAAAUCCUGAAGCAGAGAGACUUGGACAAGAACACAACUGGAGCUGCCAUUGCAGGGGGAGCACCUGCCAUGGGGACAGCCACACAGCAAACCCUCAUCACUUUGCUCUCCGUAGCAGCAGUGGUUGCCCAGGCAGAAGACACCUGCCCAGAAGUGAGGAUAGUGGGACUCAGCGGUUCUGAUAAACUCGCCGUUCUCCAAGGCUGCCCUGGGUUUCCUGGUGCCGCAGGACCCAAAGGUGCCCCAGGAGCUGCAGGAAUGAGAGGUGUACAGGGAACACAGGGAAUCCCUGGGAAGGCAGGACCACAGGGGCUGAAAGGGGAUAGAGGUGCUGCUGGUCCCCCGGGUCCAAAAGGUGAUAAAGGAUCUCCUGGAGCACCUGGAACACCAGGAGAGAGUGAGCUGGACAGCGUACAGUGUAAGAAAGGAGCAAAAAACUGCAAGGAGCUGUUAGCUAGAGGGAACACCCUGAGCGGCUGGUACACCAUCUACCCCCGUGACUGUAACGCCAUGACCGUGCUGUGCGACAUGGACACAGAUGGUGGGGGAUGGCUUGUUUUCCAGAAAAGGGCAGAUGGAUCCGAGAACUUUUUCCGUGACUGGGGUUCAUACAAAAGAGGUUUCGGCAGCCGGCUGUCAGAAUUCUGGCUGGGGAAUGACAAUAUCCACCUGUUAACAUCUCUAGGAAACCAUGAACUCCGUAUUGACCUCAAAGACUUUGAAAACAACAUGCAGUUUGCCAAGUACAAGUCAUUCAAGAUUGCAGGAGAGACGGAGAAAUACAAACUGGUUCUUGGAGACUUUCUUGGAGGCACUGCAGGUGAUUCACUAACCAUGCACAAGGACAUGCAGUUUUCAACCAGAGACCGUGACAACGACCUGGGUUCAAAUGCUCAAAACUGUGCUGCAAUCUACAAGGGGGCCUGGUGGUACAAGGACUGUCACUGGUCCAACCUGAAUGGGAUGUACUUGGCUGGUGCCCACUCCAGCUUUGCGGAUGGGGUGAACUGGAAGACGGGCAAAGGAUAUAACUAUUCCUACAAACAGUCAGAAAUGAAAUGUAGGCCUGUCUAGCUCAGCCAGCAGGCACACGAUGAAGGAGAACUGCUCUCUGUUUCUUGCCUGUAACAUAUUUCUGCCAUCCGUAUUUUCCCGGCAAUGCCUUCUCCUUUCUCCCCCCAGGGCCUGGGUUCUAAGUGUGGACAAAGCCCUGAUCUUCAUUUUGGUACCACUGAUUUCAUUCGUUUCCUUUGGCUUCCACCAGUGACUGUGCCUUGGCUGCCCAACUAACAGAGCUGCUUCCCAUGCUACAGGGUUCAUGGCCGGGGAUACGAGUGCAAGUGGCACCCUCUGUCUAGACACGAAGUAACAAUAAGAUUAAUCUCCACUGAGUUGGACUUAGAAGCCUGCUCCUGUCGUUAAGGUAGUGGGUUGGGACUCUAGAGACUGGGGUUCAGGUAUUGCUUCAGGUAUCCAUUUCCUGUGUCAUCUUUGGCAAGUAAUGUAGGAGACGACCACGCCGCAGCUGGGAGGUGUAAUUCCCAGUGUGGGUAGACAUGCAUGCACCAGCUCUGAUCAGCAGCAGUUGGGCCACGACACCUUGGGCUAGCCACCUGAGGGCAUGCCUAAGACGUUGGACUGGCUUGGGUCCGCUCAAAAGCAUGUCUCUCGCACCCCACAAGUUGGUCCACUAAAAGCUAUUCCCUCACCCAUCUUGUCUCUCUCGGAUUGAACUCGGGCAGCUUGCCUGAACCUCUGCUCACCUCAUUGCAGCCACACGGCUACUUCUAGUGCACUAGCUCAAUCAGAACUCCAGCCCGGACGUCUCCUGGAGCUGGGAAGUGCAUCUCCAGCUUCAGUAAAGACCUACCUUUAAUCUCACUGUAACAUGGUGUGAUAAAUGAAGCUGGGGGAUAGCUCCCUUUUAUGGACAGCCCGCCAGCCAGCUAGCUAUAAAAUCCCUGUUAGUAGAUGUUCUCUACUUACUGUACCUGUACAGGGUUAAAAAAAGGUCAUAGAUAAAAAGAACGGAGUGGGCACCUGACCAAAAGAGCCAAUGGGAAGGCUGGAGCUUUUUAAAAUCGAAACAAGACUCCACUUUUGUCUGGUGUUGUUCUUCUCCGGAGAGCAGAGACACAGAGCAGCAACGUUAUAAGCAGCUUUAAAACCAGAUAUGAAAAAGCAUCAAUUCAUACCUCGAACCUACUUAUCUGAAACCCCAGAUAUGUACGUAAAUCAGGGAAUGUCUAGGAAGAUGCGAUUAGGGUUAUUUCUUUUAUAUCUUAUUGGCUUGUGGACUCCUCUGUGCGAUCCCCAUAUGCUUUUGUUUUGCUUGUAACCUUUAAGCUGAACCUCAAGAGAGCUAUCUUGAUGCUUAAUUUUUGUAAUUGUUUCUUUUAAGAUCUAGCAAAAAGCCCAAGUUCCAAAUGUAUUUCCUUUCUUUUGGGAUUUAAUAAAAUUGACCUUUUU